GUUAGUAGUAGUAUGGGUCUCUGGGGGGGCUACGCCGACGAUUAGCACUCCACUAUUUUCGUUUCAAGGUAAAGCGGUCAGUGACUGCAGAAUAACAAACAUAGGUAAGCCUCGCAACCUUUACGCCUCUCCUUUAACGUUCUAUCAAUCUUUUCAGCCAGUCUCGGGACAGCGUCACAAGUCGUUGCCGUAUCUGCAAGCGUCUAUUUCGAUGUACGGUAGCUCUGGCACCAAGUCUACUCGGCCCCCUCCUUUCAUAAUGCAAUGAUGGUGCUGCAGUGCUCUCGCUACAUCCAGAAGCUCGCGAUUCUAAGCAUCCUCUCGCUGUGUACUAGCCUACUCUAUUUUCAUCAGUCCUCUAUUCCGUAUCUCCAGCACCAAAAGUCUCCGGUUCCUAGCAAGAACUAUGCAGCUGAGGCUUUCGGGAGCUACUCUCUCAAGCCGCUUGUCUACAUAUUCCCACAGUACUACGUUUUUGAGGACAACAACAGAUUGCACGGAGAGAACUUUACCGAAUGGGUCAAUGUCAAAAAGGUGACACAUAACUCCUUUGGACUAGAAACACUUAGACCACAUGAGUCAAUCGGUUUUUACAAUGGCCUCGAAUUCCGUACUAGGGAGCGCCAGGGCCGUUUUCUUCGCGAGCACGGCUUUUACGGCGCAGUCUUUCACCACUAUUGGUUUGCUGGUCGCCCGGUGAUGGAGCAUGUAAUUCAAAAAAUGGUAGAAGACGGCGAGCCCAAUAUUCCUUUCAUGCUGAGCUGGGCGAAUGAGCCAUGGUCUGCCAGGUGGGAUGGAUCAGGAGGCAAUGGCAAAGUCUUGAUUGCACAAGACUAUGGCUUACACGUUGCUUGGAGAAAGCAUUUCGAAUGGCUUCUGCCUUUUUUCAGACAUCCGCAGUAUAUUCGAUCGAAUGGGAAGGUUCAGUUUGUGGUGUACAACCCAGCACACAUCGGCCACAUUGGCCCCAAGAUGUUCGCCGCAUUCCGGCAGUGGGCCAUUGAGGAAGGUCUCGGCGGUAUGGACAUCAUAGAGACACGCUGGGGGGAGGGAAGUGACAGGAUCCCAGAUGCUUGGGUCGGACACCCGCCAGAUGCUGUUAACGAGUUUGCGCCUCAUGCUGGUGGGCGUGAUCAUGCAUUAUUUUCGUCCUUGAAAAAAUUGGCACGAGUUUAUCAUCGAGGGACAUUGGCAUGUUGGGACACUACUCCUAGACAUCCCACCGAUCACUUAGCAGUGGCACUACCGACUUGUCAUCCCAGGACAUGGCAAAACCACCUCGUUGAGAUGUUUCGGAAGAUAAAAGCAGAACCAAAUCCGAUGGGCUCGGAGAAUUUCUUCUUCGUAAAUGCAUUGAACGAGUGGGGUGAGGGCAACGCCAUUGAGCCUAGCGCUCAGUUUGGCGACGGAUAUGGCAUCGCUAUGAAGAACGCUUUAAAGAUCUCACAGAAGGAGCACGUAUGGGCAGACAUCUCCACUGAAAUGAGCCUUGCGCGCGACAAGGAAGCUUCCAUUAUCCCGGAAAGGAAGCCAGAUAUUUGUGUGCUUAUUCGUGCCUCUCCCGCCAAUGCAGAGGAUCGUCUUUUUAGACUAUCAGCCACUCUGCGAUCUCUCCAAGCACAGCACAACCCGAGUUGGAGAGCUUUGGUAUACCAGUCAGAUAGAGUUAUGUUCCCCGAGCUUGGCCUGUUGGUAACAGAAGCUCUUGAUGCCCGAGUUAUACACGUUGAGAUACCCAAGGAUAUCGUCAUCCCAACUCAGGACGGAAAAGAUGAAAGCUUUUUGGCAACAGACUGGGUGAUUCGGAGCAUGGCAGCUUCAGAUCCUGGCUGUGCAACUGCAAAGUAUUUGCUCGUUACCACAGGCUCAACCACCUACGAGCCGAGUGCCUUUGAUUCCCUUUCCCAAUACCAGGAUCUAGUAGGCCUGAAUGUAGAGUCCCGACGACGUGUUUGGGAUCAUCCCCAAUUGCAACAAAAGUCUUGGGACAGUCGUUGCUCACAAUUACAAAAUGUAAGAAGUCGGAUUCCCCACCACCUUUACCAGUCACUAUCUGACCAAUGUGCAGCUGGGCUCGGAACUGUGCACUCCUUCGGCACCGACACCGUUGAAUUUCGAUCUUUCUGCGACUCUAUUCAAUCUGUAUGUGGUAUUCUGCUCUGCUAUAUGGAUUCCGUUAUCGCUCGUGUACUAUGCUGCACACUUCCGUACGCACUGGAAGCGGCGAUAUUUGCUAACACUUGGAUCACCCAGAGAUAAAUUCCUGGUCGAAAAUCAUUCACUGGACCGAGUUUUCCAUGAUUUCCAGCACCCACAGGACGGGUCAUUCGCCGAAUAUCUCGUGAAACAACGCAAUUGGAGCUUCACUCUCCCUCAAGGGAGGGAAUGCCAUGUGCGACAUAAUCCAGCAUAUACUUACUGCCUGAAGACCGGUAAUUUCUGGUUUGACUCGCCCAUCUACGGGGAAGUGGGAUGCUACUCCACAACAAGCCUGUUGCAUUUGUUUGAGAAACGAAGCCCAAAUCUCGAAGUGUUAGAUCUUGAGUUCUUCAGGAAGAACGGGUAUUGCGUGAGGUACAAGGAAGCGGAAUACGUGAGGAUGCUAGCGAUGUCUGGCAAUGUGUAAUCUCCCCGGCACUGUUCAAGUACAGCAACCUCCCGUCGGGCUUGGCAGAUGGAUUGGUCAUAUCAGUGUUGGAUUUUGUACGCAAUUGCCCUUGGUUGCAACACAUCGACAGUGUCUCGAUGGUCGAUGAGACAGCCCUCAAUCAAACCGCGAAAAACGACAGGACCGCACUUGGCUGUACACGUAUGAACUGUGCUAUUACAAGUCGAGCCUGUGCUAAAGAGUAAUUGGACCACGAAUCAGCGGCUACCAAACAGCGAUGAUGUUUUUCCAAACAGAAAAAGGGCAUAUGCAAUAACAUAUGCGCUGCAUUAUUGCUUACGUAGCCUACGGGUUACACCCUCAUUCGCAAAGCAGCCACACAGAUGAGACUUAAUGUGUUUAUGGAAAGACUGCGUUAACGAGUCUGAGCGAGUGCCACAUAGAUCGUAGCCACCAAGAUUAGCCGCUAUGGGGCAGAGGAGAACUAUGAAAAAUAAUAGAACUAUCUGCAAUCCAGGUAUAUAUCUUCAUACUCCUGUCACCUUUCUUCUUUUUCUGACGAACGAGUCUGCUGCCGACAGAGCCACUCUCAACCCCAGGCCACCUACACCAAGUUGGACCAGACAAACUGUCGUUCUGUUCCUCUCGGCCUAUGGCGCAACAGCGUUGCUGAUGGUAUGAAGCAGGCUGGCCAGUCGUAUCCUCUACUGGCCGACUGAGAUACUCCUGCCUGCUGCAUAGCCGCAUUUGAUCAUUGCACUUGCCAGCUGUGGAAGCCUGAUGUGGCUGACCCUAGGCUGAAUGACUAUCCGAUCCCACGGGAAACAUCGCUUCUGCCUUUAUUGUCGUUUCUCUACUGAUUGUUAUCAUGACAUUCGGCCGCCUUUGUAAGCUGCUCCAUGGCGUAAACUCUAGCGCCACGCACUUUGCAGUCUUGAAGAGACUCAUUUCACGGUUUCGUGCUGUUAGGCGGGAGUAGAUGUUCUGGAUUGGAUGGAAAGAAGACUGGAGAGUGUACCGUGGACUGUAGUUUGGAGGAAACGUUGUUUCAAUGACAUAAGAAUAGGAUGCGAGUUUAACGAAGCUUAACAUAUACCUACAAGCCCUCCCAAGAAGAUGAGUCUUCCAAGAAAACAACAUGCAGCUCGUUUACUCUCCCGACUCAGGUUCAGCCAAGCGAAUGCCUCAUUGCCCUUCGUUCGAUCUGAGUUGUGCCUCUUUGCUUCCAUGGAUUAAAUUUAAACCAUGGUU
Molecule: messenger RNA, 3859 nt
Organism: Cadophora gregata
Lineage: Eukaryota; Fungi; Ascomycota; Leotiomycetes; Helotiales; Ploettnerulaceae
Exons: 5
Coding region: 265-2259 (664 amino acids)
Source: RefSeq, a predicted model, not a curated record